CAGACCCUAAAAGGCACUUAGACGCCUACCUCCCAUGGCUAUGAAUGGGAGUUAAGCACCUACGUAUCUUUGAGGAGCUGGGUCUUGGUUCCUCACUUCCCUUUGUUUCUUGGGAAAUCUCCCCCAGUAUUGAUCUGUGGCUCACCCUGUGGAAAUGUUUGGAAACUACUCGCUUUGCUGAGGCAUCCGUAUUUCCUUUCCCUGCUUUCAAGCUGCAGUGAUUGUUUCUCAGAAUUAUGACCCAGGCUUGGUUAAAUAUGUGAAACCUGUAGUGGAGAGGAAGCAAAGUACAGGUGUCCACGUUGCAUGAAAUACUCAUGCAGUUUGGCGUGUGUGAAAAAGCACAAAACUGCACUGAGUUGUAAUGGAGUCAGAGAGAAGGCAGCAUUUGUCUCCAUACAUGAGUUUAACGAGUUGAAUCUCCUAAGUGAUUAUCGUUUUCUGGAAGACGUAGGAAGGAUGACUGAUGGUGCUGCUCGAGAUGUUUCCUUGCAUAGACCAACAACCAAUAAGUUUAUAAAUUAUUUGAAAAACCGAGCUCGAAAGCACAAUAUCCACUUGAAAACUUUACCCAUUGGAUUUACAAAAAGGAGAGAGAAUUCAACCACCUUCAACAAGAAGGAGCAAAAGUUCUACUGGCAUUUGAAGCUCAUAUUUCCUCACAGUCAUGCUGAAUACACAGUAAAAAGGGUGCCCGAUGAUAAAAUGCUAGGUGAAAUCCUUAAACCUUACCUUGAUCCUGAAGAAUCAGAUCCUGUUAUUCGUCAAAGAUUAAAAAUAUAUACAAUGUCUCCUCAGUCAGAUGUGCAAAUUUUAAUGAAAAUAGAAAACAGGCAACAUAAUUCUGUCAGCUAUGAUGAACUGCAUACCAGUAAAAGCCUUCUAGACAAUUUGAAAGACAAGGUAGUAAUUGAGUACCCAACAUUACUUGUGGUAUUAAAGAAACUCAAGAAUGAUAUGGGAGUUCUUGGCCAAGAUGCUAGUGAAUCCACUGAGGACUUGGACAGUGACAGUUCAUCCCUCUCAUCUGAGGAAGAAGGGGAAAUACGGGACAGUUCCUGAAAAAUCUGUUUUGACAGAAGGGGGUGUGAUCAGCUUCUUAUACUUCUUUUUUUUUUUUUUCUCCUUCAUUACAUUUAUUGUGACAGUUUUUUUGUUUUAAGGGCAGCGUUUUCAAAACUGGAUGCCUAACUUUAGGGUAAGUCCUAGCCAUACAUUUUCCAUAAAUCAGCAUAAUAAUAUAUAUUUCAAAGGUACAUUCAGCUUGUGCAGUAAUCUUGGGCAUCUAGCUUUUAUCUUAACAACCCAGCUCAAUAUUUCUCAAACAGAGCUUAAAAAUCUGGCCAUUUACUUAGGUGCCUAACUUUAGGCUUCUACUAUUUUUUUAAAAAUCUUGACCUAAAUGUUUUUUCUAGUUGAAUUUAUUUUUUUACAGUAUUUCUUUGCUGUGCUGAGCCUCUGUAGACAGGGUCAUAAUUUCUUGUUGACUUUAAUCUUCAUUUGGUAACAAUGUAUGUGUUUAGUGCAGUAAAUUUAGUUUUUCGUAUUUAAGUGCAUUGUGCAGGAUCCAGUGAGAACAUUUUUUUUUCUGGCUAGAGUAGUAGUGAGCUUUUGAAUUGUUAGCAUGAUGUUGUUUUAAAUAAGCAGAACUGAGUAAAUUCACUAACUGCAGGUAAUGCUAAUACAUUUAUGACUUAUAAAUAUUUCUUAUUUUGUGUACUUUUGUAUUGUGAUUUCAUCUGUUGAAAUCAGACAUUGUAAAUAUUUCCUGGUUUUAAUGGAAUAUCUUCUGAGAUUUAUCUUUAAAAUAAAUAAAAGAUGCUGCAUAGAGAUUCAUGUAACACAUCACCUGCUGGCAAGGAACAUUUGCUGUGAAAUUCUACAGCAGGCUGUGAUUAUCCCAUAGUACACAUCCAUGUCAUGAGUCACUUAAUACCUUCCAGCUUGUUUUUUGGUUAGAUCCCAUGUUUAUGGUAUUUGCUGUAGGGGGACAGCACACAUGGCUGGGGGCAGUAAAGCACCGAUACACCUACCUGGCACUAUUAGUUUCAAAUCAUUAUGGUCCAACAUAGCAUUGGGGAUCUCCACAUGCAGGGCUGCUUGCAAGAUCAGGACGUGUUUGUAAUAUACUUUUCUUGUAAGUUCACAAGUCAGCAUUGUUAAAUCCCUUACCCGCCUUCCAGUUUAAGAUGACCCAUGUGAUAGGAACUUGGAAAGCCGAUCCUUGAUUAUUAGCACACAGUGGCCCUAAUUCAGAUUGAGAUCUCAUGUCAGGCACUCCCAAACACACACAGAAAAACUGUCCCUGCAGAAGGCAUACAGCCUAAAUAGACAGGAAAACAGCGGCACAGAGAAGUGAAAGGACUGUCCAAGAUCACAUAGUGGAUCUGUGGCACAGCCAAGAAGAGAACCCAGGUCUACUGACUCCCACUCCUGUGUCCUAUUUCACUGACCCAUGAUGCUAGCUAGUCCUGCUAGCUCCUUACCCAUCAUGCUCCUUUCAGAAGACUUUGGUAGCUCUGUCUGUGCAAGAUGGUCAUGGUUAACCUGCACCUGAUAUCCCUCCAACCCUGAUCAAUUUUUCCACCAACUUUCCUGGGUAUAAGGUAUGCUCUCAUCAUCUCAUAGGAAUCAGAUAUUCAUCAAAUGCUCCAUUCAUUGGGCCAUCCAGUUAAUCAAGUGUUGGAGAGAGGGUUGAUGCCUUGUUACCACUGGACAGUUAUAGGAUACAUGCCAUUGUUUCUGACGACAAUACCACAUCUCCUUUCCCCAGCUGCCCCUCCCCUCACUCCACCAACCCCCAUCACCCUGGCUCUCUAGCUGCUUUUGAUGCAUGCAAGGGACUAGGUUCCUGCUUCCACGGGGGGAAGUCACAUCUCUGACUCUUUCCUAUGCCCUGGAUUCUUGAUAAAUUUCAAACAACCAAACUUCUUCCUGUCUGGUGACAGCAUCCUGUGCCCUACUUUCUUUUUACAAUUCAUAGUAAUAGAGAAAAAUAACACAUGAAGACCAGCUAGUUUUUUACCCACUUUUACAAGGAUUUUUGUCCAUUGUUAUAGAUACUUCCAUGUUACUUCACUUCAAAUGAAAUACUAGGUCUUUCAUAAUUACUGAUUACUGCAUUCAGGCUCAGUAGCCACAAGUUACUGAAAACAAGUUUUGCACCUGUUCACAUAAAUAUGCAUUAGCAAUAAACCUCUCAUUUUAACUAAACAAUAUAACUGCCAAAGCUUAUUUGAUAGAAAAUUAGUUUCAUCUGUAGAAGAUAGUGGGAUUCCUGUUCUUAAGAUUCAUGGGAUACUGUAGAAAUUAGAAUACCAAAGAUAUUAGCAAACCGGGCACUUCAUCUGUGUAUGAUUAAUAUUUGGCUGAGGCACAUGGUUUUGUAGUAGAUACAAUUUGCAUGACUUUUCUAAAUGCUUGCCGUUUUUCAUUAAUUGUGCAGAAAUGGCUUGCCCUUAUUUUUACACUGGUCCAAUUUAAGCUCUUUUGUCACAGGCAAACACAACCCUGAUUUGUUUUUAAGUGUAAAUACUGUUAAAUCUGCCUUUCAGAUUGAAAGUAUUCAUUGCUUUAAAAUGGUAAAAUAAACAUAACUUAGCAUAAUUCUUUUGGUUGUAGUUAGAAAUAAAAUUCAUCAGAACAAAGCUGCAAACCAUCACCCAGGCUUUUGCAGUAUAGAUAGAAUUAAACCUUAAUUUUUAACAGAUGCAUUUACCAUUGUUUUCCAGACUGCCUUCAAUCGUUUUCACCUGUGUUGGCAAAAGGGUGCUACCAAUUUGAACAAUGGGGAUGACUCUGAAUUUCCUCCAUGACUAGUUCAAACACAGUUUAAUUUCACCAGUAUUUGAUAAAUGUUUAUUCUGAGGCAGAUGUGUAACACAGUGAAACAGUGGGUUACUGAUGAUGCAUGAGUAGCUCCAUUUUACACCCCGCAUGGUCAAGGACAAAGACAUGACAAGCUCUUCCUAAGAGGCAGUGAAGCUAAGUGAUGGGAUUGGGUCUGCCCUAUUACAGAACUCUGUUCUAUUCCCAGUUUGUGUGACCUGUAUUUGGGAGAAGAGGCAUUGCUUAAUAAUGAGUUGUAAAGAGUACAGACUUGUCUGCAUAAAAAGUGAGUCUAGAAUUCAUGUUGUCUUGAUUCCCAGUUAUUGUCAUUUGUAUUUCUCUGCUCCAGGAGUUAUCCCAUUCCCAGACAAUGUGAAGAGGGGAGGUUGCUGCCCAUGUGCUGCCACUAAAAGGGGUAGAUGAGGUUCUGAGGCUAUAUGCUGGGUCUGUGAGGGUUAUUGCAGUGGAGAGCAAACCAGUCUCUCCUAAUACAGUGCUGUAGUAUGUUUGUACUAGAGAAUUCUUGAUAUGAUCAAGUGAUGUGACUUUUAGCAAACAUACUCUAGGACUCUAGAAAGCAUAAAAAAAAUUUUAAAAGCCUGAUCAUGUAUCAAAUGGUCUGUGUGCACUGUGGGUGAAAUUCAUCUCUGUGCAGAAGGCCAGCACAAAGCCAGCACUUAGUCCCUUCGGUGGGACUUAAGCUGUGCAUAGCCCUGCGCUGGCUCUAUAUGUUUUAUAUGGAGGCAUUUAUAAUUCAGGGCCUGAUCUUGAAGGAUGCUGCCUGUCCUCCCCUGAAGUAUGUAGGAGUUGAGUAUGCUCAGCACCUUGCAACAUGGGGCCCCCAAAGAGUAAAUGUACAGCUGUGACAGUGUUGUUCAAUUCAAGCUGUUUGCUCACAAACACUGCAUUCUAUCUUUUUAAUUUCCAAACAAUUUCCCUGAAAACACUUACCAAACGGGAAAAAAAACAUACACCAUGAAUUUGUGUUUGUGUUGUUGCUAUGGAAUUUUAGUUCAACUGUAUGCAGAUGCAGAUUCUGUUAAUAAGGAAAAAGAUGAACUGUGUACUCCAGUGAACAAAGAUUACCCUAUGUUUGUAUUAGAAUGUUGCUAUGGUAGUGCAUAUGGUUUUGUUUGAUAGAAAUUUGCAGUGAAAUGGAAGGAAAUCAUGUAUGCAGGACAAACAAAAAAGAAAUUGCAGCAAAGAAAGUUCAGUAUAAAUACUGAAAGUGAAAGAGCUGUCAUAGAUGAUAUAUUAAAUCCAGGAAAACAUCACAUAGAUAAUGUAGACUUUUUCCUGCCAACUUUUUUGUAAUUUGGUAACAGAACUGCACUCCCACUGUGUCACAGACCUGUAUGACUGAUGGACAAUGGCAUAGUUUCUAAUGAUGUUUUUCUUGUUCUAGCUCAUUUCCCAUAAAAACUCUAUUGAUCAUAAUAGUUUUUAUUGUGGAAGCAAAGCGCCGUUGGCUAAACUUACUUUUACCACUCUGUUAAUUGAACCUGCUGAAAAGCCCAUUACAUUAGGAUAGACUGGAAGGACUUUUCAGCUGGCUUAAUUAACAUGGUGGUAAAAAGAUCAGAAGCCACUGUAGCCUUUUCUAUACCAGGGCUCCCAUUGGUGCAGAUUAUAUAACUUUUGGUAAACUACUUUAGUGGAGGCACAGCCCAAGUGAUGUUAUGCUCUCACUCCUCAAUGUAUUACUUUCAGGUCAGGAUGGAUGCACGUUGGCGGGUGAUGUGGGAUAGCUUGCAUGGCGAUUUCAUGUACUGUAUCUGUUCUGUGGAUAAAAUUAGAUGUCAGCCAGGUUUGUCAGUCUGACUUCUCUAACAAUUUCUACACUUCAUGUUUUCUUUUUUCACCAGCUGAGAGAAGGAAAGUUCCUCCACAACAUAUGUAUCACAUUUUGCUCUGCACAAUAUUCCCUACAAUCUCACAAUGAGAUGAUAUUGAUACAGACAUGUGCACAGUGUGUGAGGGAGAGAGUGUAAAUGGAGUUUUUAUUUAAUAUUAAUGUCUGCAACCGGUUGUACUCACCCUGCACUGGACAGGGAACGGUUAACUCCAUAUUGUGGGUUGAGGAAGCCAGGCCCCUUCCUCCCUACUAGGCAUGCUCCAAGUAUAGCAGUAGUAUAAAAGGGAGCUGCGCAGCUCAGUCUGGGCUGACAGCCGAGGAGGAAGAACACUUGCCGCAGGCUCCCACCUGAGAGGUGCCAAAGGCUCCGACAGCAGGAACCAGGAAUGCUGAAGCCCAGACAGAGACUCAGACACUGGUGGAGGUCAAGGAGAAUCCAGGGUUGCCAGGAGCCAUCCGCAACAAAGUGUUUGGAGACCAUGGAGGCACCCGAAGUACGACUACAAGAGAUACAGUAGGAAAUAGCCCAGGGGCGUCCUCAGCCGCCCGGCCGAGAAUAGUCAGAAUGUUAUGGUCAGGAUCCCCGCCAUUGACAGGGCCCUGAGUUUGGACCCAAUGGAGUACGGAGGACCUUGAUUCUC
Messenger RNA from Mauremys reevesii (Reeves's turtle), 6324 nucleotides. It is a transcript of the gene ZNHIT6, whose product is annotated as zinc finger HIT-type containing 6. Gene Ontology annotation, cellular component: pre-snoRNP complex; nucleus. Gene Ontology annotation, biological process: maturation of LSU-rRNA from tricistronic rRNA transcript (SSU-rRNA, 5.8S rRNA, LSU-rRNA); snoRNA localization; box C/D snoRNP assembly. The record is from RefSeq and is a predicted model, not a curated record. The transcript has 10 exons. Bases 307 to 1062 code for a protein of 251 amino acids. Lineage: Eukaryota; Metazoa; Chordata; Testudines; Geoemydidae.